Messenger RNA from Ananas comosus (pineapple), 7111 nucleotides. RefSeq lists its product as uncharacterized. Lineage: Eukaryota; Viridiplantae; Streptophyta; Magnoliopsida; Poales; Bromeliaceae. The transcript has 4 exons. Bases 276 to 6701 code for a protein of 2141 amino acids. The record is from RefSeq and is a predicted model, not a curated record.
UCCGUUUCCUCUCGUGCGAUUUGCUCUCUCUCUCUCUCUCUCUCUCUCUCUCGAUUCGACCCUCUUCGAGCUUCUCCUCCUCCGUACACGCGCAGCAAAACCCUAGGGCGUGCUCCUCUCAUCGUCCCCAUCGGCGAUCGAAAACCAGAUACUUCGUGAUGCUCAAGUAGGAAGGAGGAUCUUCGGAUCCUUUCUGUGAAUUCGAGUCCUUUCUGCGGAGGCUGAAGGUAAGCUCGAUUUGGGGGGCGGGAGAGCCAGGAGGAGCGGGUGAGUAAAUGGAAGCUGAGCUUGCUCUGGAUCCGGGGGGAGAUGCUUCGGGAGGUGGUGAAUCAGUUGAAAGAGGGGGCGAAGAGAUCGACGGAGGAGUAAUUGUGAUGCCCGAUGUGGAUCGGAAGCAGGAAAUGCGCGGUGGUGAGGAGGAAAGCGUGGAUCAUCAAGGGAACAGUGGUGGGAUUGAGGGUUUGGGGAGUGGAAAUGGGGCGGAAGUAUUGAGAGAAGGAGUUGAAGGUUCUUCGGAUAAGGAGGCGAGCUCAAAGAGUCAAGAUGCGGAUACUACUGCAGCAGUAGAUGCUGAAGAGAUGGAUGGAGUGGAAGAUGUUGGCAAAGAUCAGGUUUUGGAUGUUGGUGAGGGAAGGGGGCACGUGGAGGAAGACGAGCCUCAUCGGGAAGAUGGACCAAGUACAGCAGAUGAUGCUAUCGAAGGUAAUUCAGCUGAGGGGCAUGCUCAAGACUUAGAGUGCACUGUCGAUGUGCAAAACAUGGGAGGGAAAGGUGAGCAGGUUGUUCAUCAGGGGGGAGAAAGGGAUAGAAUGCAAGAUGUUGGUAAUGACCAUGUCGAGGUUUCUGAGGGUGGCAAUGGAAGUGAGAGAAAGGAGGAAGAUCAGUCUUGUCAGGAAGACAAACCGACCACUUCAAAUGAUGUUGUGGAAGGUGGUUUAAUGGAGAAGCAUGCUCGAGAUUCAGACGGCAAUUUGGGUGUACAAAAUCUGGGACAGAUAGGUGCGCGGGAAUUGGAUAGAGUACGAGAUAUUGCUGAAGACCAUGCUGAUCCUUCUCAGGUAGUUGAUGUAAGUGUGCCAAUGGAUGAAGAUGAAGCUCGUCAAGAAGACCGAUCCUUUGCAGCAAAGAAUCAAAGCACUGACGACAAAGUGAUGGAGCAAGCUGGGCCUUUGCAAGAUGCUGAGGGGCCCCAGGAGUGGGAGGAACACAAGGAAACUAGUAAUGAUGAGAAGGUGAAGAAUGAUUCUCUUAUAGCUUAUGGUGGUGUUGAAGCUGAAAGAUUGGAAGGUUUGGCAGAUGAAGCAGGAGUUCAGGUUGCUGUUGCAGAGAUUAAUACUGAGGGCAACCUCAUUAGUGAAGGAACAUCUUUCACUGGAAAUGAAAAUAGUAUGGAAAUCGAAGCAAUGGACCAAAAUUUGGUCGAGGGGCACCUUAUUGCUACAGAGACUCUGGACGAAGCUCAGCUGAAAGCAGCUGAAACCCAUGAUGCUACUAUUGCCUUGGGAGAAGCAGAAGCUGGAGGGUCGGAAGGCAUGUGCAGCUUGAGAGAAGUUGGAGAUGGAAUUCCGGAUAAGAGCAAUGAUACUGUAUUUGCUAAGGAUGGUGGAUCUUUUGCAUUGAGAGAUGGUAGGAUGGAGAAUGAGGUGAUAAGCCAUGAUACAACUGGUGGGCAUUUUCAAACUUCAGAAGGUUCUGGAGGCAGCAGUAAGAACCAGUCAAUUGUUGUGGAGUCUACCUCAACCACUCAGGGAAUGGUGGAAGAUAAGAUUUUGGAAAUUAAUCAGGAAAAUCAAACAACGGUAAUGACUGGGGAAUCUGAGCAUUAUGGGUCUAUUCCAAGCAACGAUCAAAACAGAGAUGAUAAAGCUUCUGUUUCAGGAAGUUCCAUGGUGGACAAAGAUCAGAGUGAUCUCAAAGCCGACCUCAGUAAUAAUGGGAAAGAAGUCGAAAAUGUGGCUUCACUUCCAGCUGAUGUCAAUAUUGUUGAUCAAUUUAGUCAGGCUAGGAAAGAUUCAGCUAAUCCACUUGCAGAGUGUGCAAAUUUACAUCAGAAAACAGUAAAUAAAAAUCUUUCAGAAGUUACAGAUAUUCCACUUAGCAGCGAGCAAAGUCGAGACAUGGAUGGAAGCAAAGAUGAGCCAGUGGUGAGUCAACCUAUUAUUGCAACAGAAGAGGUUUCAGAUAGAGAGGCCAUGGAUAUAGAUGAACAGAGCACGAAUUCACAUCUACUUGUUGGGACUGUUAGGGACAAAGUGGCUUCUGUUACUGCAGAUGAGCAUUCAGAUGUUAAAGAAGACACAAUUGUGACUGUGUCAUUCUUGGCCGGUGGCAGUGAGAAAGGUAAUUCUGAGACUGAAGUAUCAAAUGUGGCUGGAGGUAAUUCUGAGACUGAAGCAUCAAAUGUGGCUGGGCAAAUUAAUGCGCUAAAAACUGGACUUUCUGAAGUUGAGACAGUUGUACUGGAAAAGGAAUGCGGUGAACUUCCAGUUGGUGAGACUCAGGAGUCAAAAAAUCAUGAAUGUUCGGUGGCUGAUCAGAUCUCUUGUAUAAAUCCUAUUGAAGUAGAGCCGCAGCUUUUUAAUGAAGAUAAAACCCAAGUACUUGGGCUCCAUGAUGUAGAUUUUAGUCAGAAGUCAGAAGGUGGUCAAGGCGAAGAUAAUCAACAUUUGGAAAGAACAGAGGAACAAACAGAAAAGUCUGCGAUAUCUUCAACAGACAGCAGUCAACAUGCUAAAUACUACCUACCUCCUGUUGAUAGGGAUGCUUUUGCAGUUUCUGAUCUUAUCUGGGGUAAAGUGAAAAGCCAUCCUUGGUGGCCUGGCCAAAUCUUUGAUCCUUCUGACGCUUCUGAAUUGGCAUUGAAAUAUCAGAAAAAGGAUACCUUUUUGGUAGCUUACUUUGGAGAUAAAACUUUUGCUUGGUGUGAUGAAUUCCAGUUAAAGCCUCUUCAUACAAACUUCUCGCAGAUGGAAAAGCAGAGUACUUCAGAUGCAUUUAGGAAUUCAAUCAAUAGUGCUCUAGAAGAAGUCUCGAGACGUGUGGAGUUGGGAAUGGCUUGCUUCUGCUUGCCUGAAGAGUUUUAUGCUGGCAGUAAAUAUCAAAAGGUUGAGAAUGCAGGGAUCCGAGGAGGCAUUUAUAACUGUGUUAUUGACAAGUCUAGCAUUAUGAGUUAUUUUCAACCUGACAGGCUUCUUGAUUAUGUCAAGUCGCUAUCUCAAAUCCCAGAUCAAGGGGCUGAUGAACUGGAACUGGUGAUAGCUAAGGCUCAGCUAAAGGCCUUCUAUCAAUCAAAGGGCUAUCCUGAACUUCCUACAUUCUUAAUUGGUGGACCAUUGGUGGAGAAUGAUACUGAACCAGAAUUAGUUGAAGCUACCAUUGAUGGAUCUAGUCCAGCUCUCACAGAUAUGGAAUCUGUUAAGCCAAAGAGAGGCAGAGGGAGACCCCCCAAGAAACAAAAGAAUAUUGUGUCUGAGUUGAUGGAAGAGAAAAAUGCUAUUAGUCAUGUGAAUGGUGGCAAAAUUGAAUCUGGAAGUGCAGUUGAUGACGAAUUGGCAUCUCUUUCUUCUGGAAAGAAACGUAAGCAGAUUGACUUUGAUUAUGUAGACCCAGAAAAACAUAAAGCAAAAAAGGUUGAUUUGUUAGAAGAUAUGGAGACCAAAUCUGCAUCUCCAACGUUUGGCAGCUCUUUUAAAGUUGGGGAGUUCAUACGUCGAGCUGCAAGCCACCUGACAGGUGCUCCACCUAUUUUAAAGUUACAUGGUGAAACAAUUCAGAAGAGUGUUACCAAGGUUGAUGAUGGUAAAUUUGACGUUUUCAGUACUGAUGAUUCUACUCAUCCUGUAGUGGAGAGGCGAAAGAGAAAGUUAAGCAACUCAAAGGACUAUGCUUCCCCAGAAGAACUGUUGUCACAGCUCUGUUUGGCUGCAAGUGAUCCUACAGAAGAAUAUGAUUUUUCGCCAACAAUUAUUUGUUUCUUCACUGAUUUCAGAGACUUCACAUGUACAGUUUCUUCUGAAGAUGAAAAGCAUGCUCAGAAAGCAGGAGGUAAGAGGGGGAGAAAAAGAAAGGUUGAUUCCCAGUUAGCCAUUUCUGAGUCAUCUGUGACUGAUCAUAUGCAGGAUUCUUACUGGUCUGAUUUGAUAAAUGAUAGCAGCCCCCUUAUUGCCCUUAAGAGAAGAGAUGAAGCUCAUUUACAAAGGCGUAGGAGGAGAAAGUCUUUAGGGGAAACAUCACCGUCUCUUUCACAUCUGCAAGCAGGAAACGUUAGUCCUAGCCUGAAACAGGUGCUGGCAACAGACAGGUCAGUUGUUACUGUGGAAGAAAAAAUCGUUGACGAGUGUACUCCAACUGCUCUGUUUUUGAGUUUCAGUAAGUCAAAUGCUCUUCCUUCUGAGACCGAUCUCAUUAGAAUUUUUAGUCGCUAUGGACCUCUUAGAGAAGCAGAAACAGAAGUGCAAAUGAAGCUAAACCGUGCUAAAGUGAUCUUCAAGAGGCGUGCUGAUGCAGAGAUAGCUUUUAGUAGUGCUGGAAAAUAUAGCAUCUUUGGGCCAUCUCUUAUCAGUUAUCGGCUUCGGCAUUUGCCAUUAUCACCUGAUAUUUCUCCAAGCAUGACGCUACAAGGCGAAAACAGUGCAAUACUUGGCGAUGUUGACAAUUUGGAGGUUCCUGCUCCUGAAGAGACUAGAGUUGUGUCAGAAACUGUGCAACUUGAAGCUGUGGGAGAAGGAUCAGUAGAAAAAUUGACAGAAAUGAAUGCACAAACAUCAUCCAACUUUGUGUUAGCUCUGGAAGACACUGUUGUUGAGUCAGAUGCUAUGCAGCUUGAAGCUGUGGAUGAAGGUUUAGUUGAGAAAUAUGUUGAAAUGAACCAGCAAACUUCAUCCAACUCUGUCAUAGCUCUACAAGAGACUGGAGUUGAUUCAGAUACUAUGCAAAUUGAAACUGUCACUGAAGAAUCAAUGGGUAAAUCCACCGAAUUGAAUGAGCAAAUAUCAUCCGAUUUUGUCUUACCCGUGGAAGAGACUGGAAUCGAAUCAGAUACUAUGCACUUUGAAGCUGUAGGUCAAGGAUUGGCUGAGAAAUCCAGUGAAAUGAAUGAGCAAACAUCAAACUUAGCUCUAGAAGAGACUAGAGUUGAGUCAGAUACACCGCAACUUGAAACUGUCGGUGAAGGAUUGGUAGAGAAAUCCAUUGAAAUGGAGGGGAAUAGUAUAUUAGUUCUAGAGGAGACUAGACUUGGGUCAGAUGCUAUGCAGCUUGAAGCUGUUGGUGAUGGUUUAGUUGAGACAUCUGCAGAAACAGGCGAGGAAACAUCAUCCAAUUUUGUCUUAACUCUAGAAGAGUCUAGAGUUGAUGCAGAUGCUAUGCAUCUAGAGGCUGUCGCUGGAGGAUCAGUAGAGAAAUCCGCUGAAAAGAAUGAGCAGCCAUCAUCCGAUGUAGUCAACGAGACUAAAUUUGAGUUAGAUACUAUGCAGAUUGAAGAAGCUGUUGCUGAAGGAUUGGCUGAGAAAUUCAGUGAAAUGAAGGAGCAAGCAUCAAUUUUAGCCCCAGAGGAGACAAGAGUUGACUCAGAUGCUAUGCAACUAGAGGCUCUUGCUGAAGGAUCAGUAGAGAAACCGACUGAAAUGAAUAAGCAAACAUCGUCUGACUUAGUCUUAACCCUGGAAGAGACUAAAGUUCAAACAUCGUCUGACUUAGUCUUAACCCUGGAAGAGACUAAAGUUGAGUCAGAUACUAUGCAGCUUGCAGGAGCGAUUGGUGAAGGAUCGGCUGAGAAAUCCAGUGGAGUGAAUGAGCAAACAUCAAUCUUUGUGGAAGAGUCUAAAGUCGGGUCAGAUACUGUGCAACUUGAAGCUGGGGGUGAAGAAUCAGUAGAGAAUUCUGCUGAAAUGAAGGAGCAUAGUGUCUUAGCUGUAGUUGAGACUAGAGUUGAGCCAGAUUCUCUGCAACUUGAAGCUGCAGGUGAAGGCUUGGUUGAGAAAUCUGGUGAACUGAAUGAGCAAAAAUCAUCAGAUUUUGUCUUAGCUAUGGGAGAGACCAGAGUUGACUCAGAUAUGUUAAUCGAAGCUGUCGCUGAAGGACCAGCUGACAAAUCCAUUGAAGCAAAGCAGCAAACAUCACCCAACAUUCCCUCAACUCUGGAAGAGACCACAAUUGGGUCAGAUACUAUACAACAUGAAGCUGUGGAUGAAGAAUCUAUUGAAGCAAAGCAGCAAACAUCAUCCAAUAUUCCCUCAACUCUGGACAAGACCACAAUUCAGUCAGAUUCUAUGCAACAUGAAGCUGUGGAUGAAAUCACAAUUGAGUCAGAUAUGCAACAUGAAACUGUGGAUGAAGAAUCCAUUGAAGCAAAGCAGCAAACAUCAUUCAACAUUCUCUCAACUCUGGAAGAGACCACAACUGAGUCAGGUACUAUGCAAUGUGAAGCAGUGGAUGAAGGACCGGAUGGGAAAUCCAUUGAGAUGAACGAGAAAACAUCAUCUGACUUUCUGUCAGCUGUAGAGGAGACUAAAGUUGAGUCAGAUUCUAUGCAAACUGAAGCUUUUGUUGAAGGAUUGGUUGGGAAAUCAAUUGAAGUUAAUGAGCGACCAUCGACCGUAGCUCCAGAGGAGACGAGAGAUGAGUCAGAAACUCUGCAAGCUGAAGCUGUAGGUGGAGGAUUGGUUGAUAAAUCGGUCGAAAUGAACGAGCAAACAUCAUAAACACCUCCAGAGUAUCAGAUAUUGUUGAUAUUUCAUUUCAGGUAUUCCAGCUUGUUUCCCUCUCUGGAAACUGCUUAACAGCAUGGCAAAUGCAUGUUGUAUAGAAGAUGGGAGCUAACCUUAAAAUGAAGAGGUUUCUUACUAUUGUGAAGGGUACUAGAUCAAACGUUCUUAUGCUUCCACUAUUUGUAUUCACUAGCUUCACAGUUCAGAUGAGAAACAACUUCUGUCCAGUCGCAGUUCCAAUAUCAGUUAGUUGCCAUGUAUUAAGUUGGUAUCGCCAAUUGAAUCUUUAGAUGUAAAACUACCUGUUGCUUGUAGAACUUUUAGACAUUGAUUUUGUGUUGUACAAUAUAUGGCGAGUAUCUCUUUUAAGCAAGUUCACUUGACGAACAGCCUUGAUCGGUUUA